AGAAAGUGGGUGCAUUGUGCAAUGUAGUGCCUGUGGUGCAGCGCUGGACACAGUCAUAAGCAGGGUAUGACUGCUGCACUUUGAGAUACGUUGUAACUCAACAUUUCUCAAUAACACCGACAGGAGAGGGGAAAAACCGACACAAGUACUUUCAGCAAGAGUUGUCGGGCAGUGGUUGAAGCAGAGGUCAUUGCAUCCUUUGGAGGAAAACUGGGUGUGUAAAUGAGUAUGGAAGAUUAUGACUACCUAUUUAAAAUUGUCUUGAUUGGAAAUGCUGGCGUAGGAAAGACUUGCUUAGUAAGAAGAUUUACUCAGGGUUUAUUUCCACCGGGUCAAGGAGCCACUAUUGGAGUUGACUUCAUGAUUAAAACUAUUGAUAUAAAUGGAGAAAAAGUGAAGCUCCAGAUCUGGGAUACUGCCGGUCAAGAACGGUUUCGAUCCAUCACACAAAGCUAUUACCGCAGUGCGAAUGCUUUAAUAUUGACCUAUGAUAUCACUUGUGAAGAAUCUUUUCGCUGUCUUCCUGAAUGGCUAAGGGAGAUUGAACAGUACGCUAGCAAUAAAGUAACCACUGUUUUAGUUGGCAACAAGAUUGAUUUAGCAGAGAAACGAGAAGUAUCCAGAGAAAGGGCUGAAGAAUUUUCAGAAUCUCAGAAUAUGCAUUACUUGGAAACAUCAGCGAAAGAAUCGGACAAUGUUGAAAAACUAUUUCUUGACCUUGCAUGUCAGUUGAUAGGAGAGGCAAAGCAGCACACGCUGGUCAAUAAUGUAGCAUCUCCUUUGCCUGGUGAAGGCAGAAGCAUCAGCUACUUGAACUGUUGCAAUUUUAAUUAAUUUGAUGUGAACAUUAGCCAUGAACUAGAGCUGAUGGUUUGCCGAGGUAAUCUGAUGGAGAAGAAGAUUCCUGCAAUUCUUACCUUAUUGACCAAAGGUUAAGGUGGUUCCUGAGCUUCAGCAUGGCAGGUUGAUAUUUAAAAUAAAACAUACAAAUGUAGAAAGCUUUUAUGCUCCAGAGUAUCUAAGUAAAAGUAACACUACAAUAUCUAGAAUAUUGAAAACAUUUAUCAUCACCAACUUUGCUGUGUUUUGAGGUAGCUUUGCCAAAUGCUUAUUUGAUGUACGGAAUUAGUCAUUUUGCUGCUGCUUAUUGAUGAAGGUAGUAUUAAUAGUUUACUAAAAAAGUUAACAAAAUGUAGAUUCUGUAUUUGAUUUGUUUAAACUAUUUUUGGUCUUGAUGAUCCCAUGCUUCAGAUAAUAUAUUGGUGCUAGAUGAGUUUUUAAUUGACAUUUGAGAAUAGAGGUGACUGGAAUUUAUGAAAUUUGUGCAUUUUCUUAUAAGCACUGCAUGUGAUCACCUAAGCCCCUUUUAAAAGGCCCCUUGUCGGAUAUUUUGCUGACUUCAGUUUCCCCACACUCAAUGCAUUUCAUCAAUUGUGUAGAAUUUAUGCAAAUGGCUCAAACACUUGGUUUUUUUUCCACUCAUUUUACAUCAGUUAUUGAUUGAACUACAUGGUUCAUUUUAUUGUACAGUGACCAUUUAGUUCUGAUUUCAGCUUAAGCUUUAGGUCUGCCUCUGUAAACCUUUGCUUCAAGACAUCAGGGAAGAUGUAGUCUGUGUUAUGAAGCAGAAUCCUAACUUGAUAAAGAAAACAUUUCAUUUAAUGAAUUAUUUUGAGUUUUCUAUACAUAGAAAUCUUCCCUAUAUUUGGUUAUUCUUUCUGAACUGUUCCACAUCCUUUCUGUAAAUAGUGAUUUAUCCUGAGAAACAUUCUCACUGAUAGAAUGUUCUCUUGCCCAAAGGGGAUUAUGAACUAUCAGUAUACUAUUUUUUUUUCAGGAUUUGUGAUGUGUGAUGACACCCUUAUUUCUCUGACAUUCAUAUAUCCACAAAGAUUAUCAGAAGCAAUCCUAGAGAGUGACCAAGAGAAGGAACAAAUAGUUUAUGUCUUACCCAAUGUUGGAGGUCACCUUCUUGAGGCUGAUUUAACUCAGUGCAGACUAAGCAUUAAAUCUGUACUUUUCCUUGUUUGUAUAAAUUGGAUAAGCCAUCGUAACCGCAUUUAUGUACUGGCCAUGGGGCUAAAUGUGAAUAUUAACACACUUCUAAUGUAUGGAAUGUAAUAUUUUGUGGGAAUUUGGUUAGAGGAAAGCACUGGACCACCAUAUUUUUUCCUGAGUGGAAAUUAUUUUGUAAUGUUAAUUACCUCAAGCAUUUUUAAAUGUAUUAACUGUCAAACAUUGAAAAUACAGGAAAAGCACCAGAAAUGAAUUACACCAUUGUGUUACUGACACCAGUUCAACCAAACGUCCUAAUGGAGUUAUGAAUUACAAUAACAUUACUGACAUAUGCUGAACCAUUGUUUAAAAUGUUACCAUGGAAACUCAUCUGUUAUGCUUGGCUUUUUAUAUCCUAGUCAAAGUAGGAUUCUAAAUGAUAGAAAUGCCUCAAAUAGUUCAAUUACAUUUUAUCAUGUUAGCAAGUUACCCAUUUAGUAAAGAGAUGGAC
This is a messenger RNA of Hemiscyllium ocellatum (epaulette shark), 2506 nucleotides long. RefSeq names its product RAB30, member RAS oncogene family (gene rab30). Bases 223 to 834 code for a protein of 203 amino acids. Lineage: Eukaryota; Metazoa; Chordata; Chondrichthyes; Orectolobiformes; Hemiscylliidae. The record is from RefSeq and is a predicted model, not a curated record. The transcript is spliced from 6 exons. Gene Ontology annotation, biological process: Rab protein signal transduction. Gene Ontology annotation, molecular function: GTPase activity; GTP binding. Gene Ontology annotation, cellular component: trans-Golgi network.